Molecule: messenger RNA, 1536 nt
Organism: Phyllostomus discolor (pale spear-nosed bat)
Lineage: Eukaryota; Metazoa; Chordata; Mammalia; Chiroptera; Phyllostomidae
Product: sodium-dependent phosphate transport protein 1-like
Exons: 12
Coding region: 56-1450 (464 amino acids)
Biological process (GO): transmembrane transport; monoatomic anion transport
Molecular function (GO): transmembrane transporter activity
Source: RefSeq, a predicted model, not a curated record
GACGGAAGACAGACCUUCCGGGAAGAGGAGCAGGAGCCAGACCGCCGCGGAGCACAUGGACCACCCGUCUCCUUCCAGGAAAGGUCUGGGCCUCUGCUCGCUGCGCUGCGGCCUGGCCCUGCUGCUGCACUUCUGCAACGUGGCCUUGCUGUGCCAGCGCUCCUGCCUCAGCCUCACGAUGGUCGCCAUGGUGAACAGCUCAGCGCUGCAGGCCGUGCCCAACGCCUCGGCCUCGGAGCCCCUGGAGCGCGUAAAGAGUCCCGUGUACGACUGGAGCCCCCGAACCCAGGGCAUCAUCUUGAGCGCCAUCAUGUACGGUAUGCCCGCCGCCCAAAUCCCCAUGGGCUACCUCUCCGGGGUGUACCCCAUAAAGGUGGUGACUGGCUUGGCGCUGCUCCUGAGCUCCGUCUGCAACCUGCUGGUUCCGCUGGCCGCGGAAGGCGGAGAGUCCUUGGUCAUCGCCUGCCGGGUCGUCCAGGGGUUCAGCCAGGGGACGGUGAUAGUGGCUCAGUACACGGUGUGGGUCAGGUGGGCCCCUCCUUUGGAACGAAGCCGCCUUACCUCUGUGAGCCUGUCAGGAAACAUGCUGGGCCCCUGCCUCUCCCUGCUGGUCACCGGCUUCAUCUCCCAGGCCCUGGGCUGGCCGGCGGUCUUCUACAUAUUUGGCGCUGGCGGCUGCGCCCUCAGCCUGCUCUGGUUCCUGCUGUUCUACGACGACCCCGAGCAGCACCCGUGCAUCAGCCUCAGCGAGAAGGAGUUCAUCGCGUCCUCCGUCGUGCAGGUCAGCUCCAGCGGGAAGUCGGUGCCCAUCAAGGCCAUGCUCAAGUCCCUCCCAGUCUGGGCCAUUUCCUUCUGCUGUUUUGCUUUUUCCUGGACAAACAGCAUCAUGUUCAUGUACAUGCCAACAUUCCUCAGAGCCAGGCUCCGCAUUGACAUAAGGGAGAAUGGACUGCUGUCGGCCCUGCCCUACCUGCUGUCUUGGGUCCUCGGGAACCUGGCGGGGUACUUGGCCGACUUCUUCCUGGCCAGGAAGAUUCUCAGCUUGAUCGCCAUCCGGAAACUCUUCACCACUCUGGGGCUCCUCCUGCCCGCCCUCUUCGCAGUGAGCCUGCUCCACCCCGGCGCCAGCCGUGUCACCGUCGUCACCUGCCUGACGCUCACAAGCGCCACAGCCGGCUUCUGCGUGGCCGGCAUGAUCAUCAAUCCCUUGGAUAUCGCUCCCAGGUAUUAUGGAUUUCUUAAAGGAGUCACAAUGCUAAUUGGAAUGACAGGAGGCCUGACCUCUUCCACUCUGACGGGAAUAAUCCUUAACCAGGACCCGGAGUCGUCCUGGUUUAAAAUCUUCCUGCUGAUGGCAGCCAUCAACGUGACCAGCCUGAUUUUCUACCUCGUGUUCGCUAAGGCGGACGUUCAGGACUGGGCUAAGGAGCGGCAACAAACUCGCCUCUGAAGGUGCACUGCCCCAGAGUGCUGGGGAGAUCUCGGGGCUCGCCACAGAAACGUGGGAGCCUCGGCUCCCGCCCACUGGGAAGUGAG